Messenger RNA from Cinara cedri, 162 nucleotides. Lineage: Eukaryota; Metazoa; Arthropoda; Insecta; Hemiptera; Aphididae. The record is from the annotation of a GenBank genome assembly.
AUGACCGAUUCUCCCUUAUGUUCGUGUGGAGCCGAACAAAUCAUGCAACACAUAAUUGAAGAGUGUCCUAAUAUUAAGUUCAACGGGGGUGUAACAAGACUGCACAAAGCCGAAGAGGAUGCAGUAACAUGGAUAUACGUUUGUGAAGACGCCUUUAUAUAA